Molecule: messenger RNA, 1503 nt
Organism: Nyctereutes procyonoides (raccoon dog)
Lineage: Eukaryota; Metazoa; Chordata; Mammalia; Carnivora; Canidae
Gene: ALKBH3
Product: alkB homolog 3, alpha-ketoglutarate dependent dioxygenase
Exons: 11
Coding region: 291-1247 (318 amino acids)
Biological process (GO): DNA alkylation repair; DNA repair
Cellular component (GO): nucleus
Molecular function (GO): dioxygenase activity
Source: RefSeq, a predicted model, not a curated record
AGAGGAAGCGGCGGGUGCUGCGAGGCGGCGGCGGCGCGGGGAGCUCCAGGCGAGAGGGCCGCCCACCCCCACCUCCCCCGCCGCGCCCGGGGCUCCCGGAACACGAGGCGCGGCCGCCGCGGAGGCCCAGGCUCUUCCCUCGCGGGGACCGCGCGGCCUGCACCGCGGCGCCCGACCUCCCGGAGCGGGGACUCGGGCCGGAGGCGCUCGGCGGGCGGGCCGGCAGAUACCAUUGUGUGGUUUUAAUCAGUGAAAUCUGAAAGCUAACUGCAGAAGCCUUUUUGGUCAGCAUGGAGGACAAAAGACGCCGAGCCCGAGUACAGGGAGCCUGGGCUGGCCCUAAGAGCCAGGCCACUGCGCAGCCAGCUGCCACUGCUAGAAGCCAUCUCCACCAGAGACCUGGUCAGACCUGGAUGAACCAGGAGCAUCAGCUUUUGGACAAGCAGUUUGUGUUCGAAGAACCCCAGCAGGUAGUACGCAGAGCCCCAGAGCCACGAGUGAUUGACAAAGAGGGUGUGUAUGAAAUCAGCGUGUCACCCACAGGCAUAUCUAGGUUGUGUUUGUAUCCUGGUUUUAUUGACUUAAAAGAAGCCGACUGGGUAUUGAAACAGCUUUGUGAGGUCGUUCCCUGGAAGCAGAGGACCGGCAUCAGAGAGGAUGUAACUUACAAGCAACCGAGACUUACAGCAUGGUAUGGAGAACUUCCUUACACUUACUCAAGAAUCACUAUGGAACCAAAUCCUCACUGGCCUGCUGUGCUGUGCACACUAAAGGACCAAAUCGAAGAGAACACUGGCCACACCUUCAAUUCCUUGCUCUGCAACCUUUACCGAGAUGAGAAGGACAGCGUUGACUGGCAUAGCGACGAUGAACCUUCGCUGGGGAGAUGUCCCGUCAUUGCUUCACUGAGUUUUGGUGCCACACGCACUUUUGAGAUGAGAAGGAAGCCCCCACCAAGAGCUGCCUUUUGCUUCUCGGAGAUGGAACUGGGCCACCCAGGGCCAGGUCACCUUCGCACUGCCCUCUGGCUGGCUGAGGGGUCAGAGGAAGAGAACGGAGACUACACAUAUGUGGAAAGAUUGAAGAUACCCUUGGAUCAUGGGACCUUGUUAAUCAUGGAAGGAGCCACACAAGCCGACUGGCAGCACCGAGUCCCCAGAGAGUACCACUCUAGAGAACUGAGAAUAAACCUGACCUUUCGGACGGUUUAUCCAGACCCUGGAGGCACUGGUGGUGUGAGACCUUGAGAGAGCAGCCGUGCUGACGCCGAGCACACCUUCUGCCAUGAAGAAACCUGCAGAGGCUGGUGCAGCUCAUCUCGUGGGGUGGCUGUAGGGAAGACGGGGUGGGAUUUGCUUCCCAGCUCGGAGUCCUGUUCAGAGACGGCCAGCGGCUCGUGUGCGUGCUCUGUUCACCGCAGGAACGCUGCUCCCCGAUCGCAUCUUGAAAUCACAUAUUUUCUUUAGGCAAAUUAAAAACUGCUGUGGCCGUGCUCACGGGUGA